Molecule: messenger RNA, 1701 nt
Organism: Cladophialophora carrionii CBS 160.54
Lineage: Eukaryota; Fungi; Ascomycota; Eurotiomycetes; Chaetothyriales; Herpotrichiellaceae
Exons: 1
Coding region: 1-1701 (566 amino acids)
Cellular component (GO): cytoplasm
Molecular function (GO): oxidoreductase activity
Source: RefSeq, a predicted model, not a curated record
AUGGGCGACGCAUCGACCUCUGCCGCUGUACUCGCACCUCGAACAGAUCCCCCACCCGUCCAAGCGGGUCUUCCCUCUGUUCACCCAACCGCCUCGUUCUGGCAAACGUCUCAUCCAAACCCCCUUACCCACCACCGCUCUACACCAGAUCUCCCUGUUCGCGCAGAUGUCGUGGUCAUUGGAACUGGCAUCUCCGGGACAUUUGCGGUCGAUCAGUUGCUCGGCGAACUGGAGUCAUCCACUGAUUUAGGACCGGCACCCGUAGAUGUCUUGGUGCUUGAAGCAAGGACCUUGUGCUCGGCUGCGACCGGUCGAAAUGGCGGCCACCUUCAACCAGUCGUCCACGCCGCGCCGGCAAGCAUUCUCGAAUUCGAGAUGAAAAACUUUGACCACAUUUCGAAUAUCGUGCAGUCUAGCAGGAUCCCAUGCGAUUUCCGCCGUCUCUCGGGCUGUCUCGGAUUCUGGAACGAGACAUAUUUCGAGGAGGCGAAGAGAGAUCUCUCGCUGGCGGGCGCAAAGCACGCUGAACUAGUCAGGGUGGUGGAAGACCCCGAGCAACUGAGGAAGCUAAGGUUGCAAGGCGGUGUCAAGGGAGCCAUCGUGCAGAGCGUAGCCGCGAGCUUGAGUCCUUACAAGCUCUGCGUGAGUAUAUGGCAAAAGAUGCUCAGCAGGUUCGAGACACAGCACCAACGCAGUGUGGACGGAGAGACCAAACAAGUCGCCCAAGCGGUGAAGGUGACCUUGAAUCUCCAGACGAUCACACCCGUCACGUCACUCGACACUACCGACAACGUCGUCGACCAUGACGGACACAAUAGAUGGAAACUGAACACCCCUCGCGGCUCCGUCCACGCCAGGUCCGUCAUCCUCGCUACAAAUGGCUACACGUCACACCUCCUCCCCGAGUUCGCGCCCUUGAUCCGGCCUGUGCAGGCGCAGAUGUCUGCGCUGAUACCUCCGCCCGUCUCGGCGCCAGAUCGUGACCGAGCAAGAAAAAGAAGGCUCGUCCCCAUGAGCUACGGCUUCGAGGGUGUAGGCACAAUGGACCGCGUCAUGUCGGACUAUCUGGUCCAGAACCCCUUCGUCUCUCGCACAGCAUCAGCGGAACAGACGAACGCGGCCUCGAAUACCAAUGACAUAGGAGAAGGCGGCCACCUCAUGUUCGGCGGCGGACGACACCUGGCAUUCAACCACGGCGAACAGUGCUGGGACGACGACUUUGUAGACGAGAACGUAGAGAAAUAUCUACGCACUCUUCCCGAGAGACUGAAUCUGGUCGCUGACUCUGACGCUAACACUGACAAUGACAGUCACUCUUACACCGAUCACCACCACGACGAGAACGAUGACCUGACCCCUCAGCACCCGACUUUAGACAUAGCGGCAUCCUGGACCGGAAUCAUCGGCCACUCCGCCGACGGACGGCCCUGGGUCGGCCCAGUCCCAGAUCGGCCAGGCAUUUUCCUGUGUGGCGGGUACACCGGGCACGGCAUGACCAACGCGCCUCUCUGCGGACGGUACAUCGCGCGAGUUGCUCUGGAGGACCUCCGACCGCAGCACGCAGGCCAGGCCACGGGACCGGCGCCAGGGGACGGAAGUGGAAAUAUAGACUCGCAACUGGAAUUGGACGUCGAUAUGCAUGUGCCAAUGGCGUAUCUGAUCAGCCGGGAGAGAAUGGAGACUCUAUCACGUCGAGACUGA